AUGUUAAGCUAUGGUGUGCUUGUGAAUUGUGUGUUCCUGUUAUUACUGCUACGUGUGCUGUGCAUCAAAGCCUCGUCCACAUUAGGCUCACAAUACGCCAACUCUGGACACAUCUCCAACUCCGGCUCCGGAGUCAUAACCCGACAAAGUAUUAUAGUCUCACUGCGAGCCGCUAUACUAUUACUGCCUCUCUAUGGCCUCCACUAUCUGUUUGUCGUCUACAGACCUAAUAUUGAGAACUGUUGGUUUUCAGAAGUUUAUCACUAUUUAUCGCUUACACUCGACGGACUACAAGGCUGUGCCGUUUCCAUUAUAUUCUGUUUCGCCAACAAUGAGAUACGGUAUCUAUUGACACGAUCUUUAGAGAGGGUGAGCACCAGACAGAGGAGUACAACCAUUUAUAUGACUGAAGUGGUGGCCACUCAACACAACUGAGAUAUAUUUUGAAUGUCAUUUUCACGCAACUAUUUUGUCCCUUUAGCCACUCAUAUGCGAAACCAAUUCAUUAGUUUUGAAACGAGAAUUUUUAUUUAAUUAGUCAAAUGUCACACAAUAUUCAUUAAGAGUCAAAAAUCUUGUUUCUAUCUAGUAUA
Oppiella nova is the source of this 593-nucleotide messenger RNA. The record is from the annotation of a GenBank genome assembly. Lineage: Eukaryota; Metazoa; Arthropoda; Arachnida; Sarcoptiformes; Oppiidae.